Macrobrachium nipponense is the source of this 7623-nucleotide messenger RNA. RefSeq names its product mucin-2-like. Gene Ontology annotation, biological process: carbohydrate metabolic process; chitin catabolic process. Gene Ontology annotation, cellular component: extracellular region. The transcript has 18 exons. Gene Ontology annotation, molecular function: chitin binding; chitinase activity. Lineage: Eukaryota; Metazoa; Arthropoda; Malacostraca; Decapoda; Palaemonidae. The record is from RefSeq and is a predicted model, not a curated record. The coding region runs from base 141 to 7292 and encodes 2383 amino acids.
CCGGAGGUUGAGGCGCUGACGUCGGUGAGAGCUGAGCUGCCUCCGAGAGACAGCCCCGCGUAGGUCCGCCAGAGAGCGCCAGUCGGUUCUUGGACCUUGUGGUGUUUAAACGUGUUCUUAAUCUGGAGCCAAGUUCACCGAUGAAGGUCCCCUUGGCAGUUGCCGCCUUACUGGCGGUCAUAACUCACGGCCACGAGAUAGAAAAACGCCAAACCAGCGAUGACUCCAAGAAAGUAGUCUGUUAUUACACAAACUGGUCAGUGUAUCGUAAAGGAUUGGCCAAGUAUACACCGCAGAACAUAAACCCUUACCUGUGCACUCAUCUCGUCUACGCCUUCGGAGGCCUUACCGACGACUUCGAAGUGGGACCUUUCGAUUCUUACCAGGAUAUUGAACAAGGCGGCUACGCAAAAUUCAACGGCCUGAAACAGUAUAACAAAGGCCUGAAGACCCUCCUGGCCAUCGGAGGCUGGAACGAGGGAUCAGGACGCUUCAGCGAGUUGGUGUCCCUCCCGGAGUACAGGAAGACCUUCAUCAUAUCGGCCAUCAGGCACCUCAGGAGGUACAACUUCGACGGCCUCGACCUCGACUGGGAGUACCCAGCUUCCAGGGAUGGAUCCGCGCCCGAGGACAAGGAGAAUUACGCUUUGCUGGUUACGGAACUCCGUGAAGCCUUUGAGGAAGAAGGACGCAAGGUGAGCAAAGGACGUCUCCUGCUCACCAUGGCUGUCCCAGCAGGUCAGAACUACAUCGACAAAGGCUACGACAUUCCUUCUCUCACCAGAGACCUGGAUUUCUUCAAUAUCCUGAACUACGACUACCACAGUGCAUACGAACCUACAAUCAACCAUCAUGCUGCCCUCAUGCCCCCACCUGGCUCGUCUGAGUACGAGUGGAAUGCACAGUUGAAUGUGGACUGGACGGUCAAGUACUACAUCAAGUUGGGAGCCGACAAGCACAAGCUGGUCAUCGGAAUCCCGACCUAUGGAAGGUCUUACUCUCUCCUCGACGGCAACUUCACCGACUUCGGAGCAUCUGCCGACGGCCCUGGAGAGCAGGGGAAAUACACAAGGGAAAAUGGUUUCAUGGCUUUCUACGAAGUAUGCGAGAACAUAGCUUCAAACGGUUGGGAAGUCAAGAAACCGUAUCCAAGACGCAUUGGACCAUACGCCUUCAGUGGAAACCAGUGGGUCGGUUACGACGACGAGAAGAUUGUAGCCAGGAAGGCCGAAUACGUCAGAGAGCACGACCUGGGCGGUAUUAUGUACUGGAGUUUGGACAACGACGACUUCAGGGGCAUUUGCAACGGAGAGGAAUACCCGCUGGUCGAGGCUGGAAAGAAAGCGCUUUUCGCUGGACUCGAUUCGUCCAUCAACGAAGCCAGGAAUCUACAACAACAACAGACAUCAACUCCCACUUCCUCUUCUUCUUCAAGUAGCGGCAAUACAGACAAUGUGGACUCAAGGACUUCCCCUAGAGGUAGCUCAAGAACCCGCGGUUCGACUAGCUCGAAUACCAGAACACAAGACGCGUUUAGCACAAGAAACCGAGAAAGCAGCCGAACGAGAACCCAGCUGCCCCCUCAGAGGAGGAAUAACGAAGUCUUAUCAAGGGCCAGAGAAGACUUCUCGGAAUCCUCUCGCGUUGUCGAUCAAGAAUCAAGUAGGCAGACUCCCUCUCAACCAAGUCGCUCCGGUUCCCGGGGAGGAACGAGUUUCAGGGACCGCGUGUCACCUUCAAGCGGUGGGGAUGCCACUACUACCCAAAAUCAGCAGAACAGGUUCAUAGAAAGCACUAGACGCCCAGUUGGACUGUCAUCUCGCUUCAAGAAUCGCAGGCCAUCUCAAGACAGGGCCGCCACUACUACAACUACAACUACAACUACUACGACAACCACGCCGAGGACUACACAAAGGACAACACCUCCCAGCAGACGCCAGGGCGGUCGCAGACGUCCAGGAAAUCAACGUCAGCAGCAACAGUCAGCCACGAUCAACCCCCUGAAUACUCCUCCCCCACCAACCACACCUAGCCCAGUAUCCAACUUUGCCUGCAAACGAGAGGGAUUCUACCCCAACCCUGACAAUUGCCACAAGUACUACUGGUGUCUCGAUUCAGGAGCUUCUGGUUUGGGAAUCGUGGCCCACGCUUUCACUUGUCCCUCAGGCCUCGUCUUCAGCAAGACCAUCGACGGCUGUGACCACCCGACCCGAACCAAGUGCAGCACCGAAGACAAAAAGAGCCGAGGUGGAGGAGCCAAGCACACCACUCCAGGACCCUCUACGCCUAUUCCAACUACUACUGAAAUCUCCACCGACUAUUCCUACUACGACGACUACUACUACUACGACUACGACACACCCGAGGCUGAGUCACCUGCUCCUGAAGAGGACUCGAACUCUGUCAACAGGGGGUCCAAAUCACAGAAUUCUGGUGGCAAUCAAUUCGUGAGUCUUAGCGAAGCAGAAUUAUCACAGACUCCCGAUAUUGUUGAAGAAUCUAGUUCUGGCAAUGUUGGUGGAAGGAAUCGUCCACAGUAUUCAUCUAUUUCAAGGGACAGGAGCAGAGCACCAGCACAGGAAUCCCCCAUAGAAGAAGCAGCAGCACCUCGGCAGCGACAGCAACAGGAGCGGGAACCAUCAAGGUCAUUCUCACGGCCCGAGUACACAUCAAUCCAGCGUCAGCGUCCUGCCACACAAGCUCCCUUUGUCGAAGAAGAGGACCCUGAAGCAGCAGCUAGACAGAGCCCAGGCGGUGAUAGAGUGUACGUCACCAUCGAGAGACAACGGCCAUCCACGCCAGUUCGAGAACCAGCAUUCCCACUCGCCACGACGGAACCAACUCUCGAGUAUGUCACCAUUAGUCGUGUCAGACCAACGGCAACUCCUUCCUCAGUUUUCUCUUCUGAUAGUAGAUCUAGGGAAUCUGCACUUCAAGGUUUAGAUGAUAGACGAACCACUCCAAGGUAUGUGACACUACAACGAAAUCGCCCGAGCACUACAGAGGAAACUGUGGCAUUCACUGAAGAAACAAGUCCAAUCACCACAGAAUCUCCCGUAAGUCUCCCCAUUUUGAGCUAUCGGCCCAAUCUCGUAGAGCCUGUAACAACUACUACUACUACACCCUCCUCUCCGGUGGAUUUUGAGGAAAACCUUUUGCAUGAUGUAAAGUCUGAUAAUACAGGUUUUGUUUCAUCCUUCUCUUCACCUUCAUCCCUUGGUGCUGCGACCCCAGGUGCAUUAGCUGAACAUUUCCAUGAGGAUAUUGCUGUAAAUGCCUUGGGCCAUGAAAGCUCUGGAUUAACCAAAACCAGUGAUGUGCAUAAAGUCAGUCCACUCCCUCAGUUGAGACCAGUACCUUUAUUCAAUGAUUUUCCUGAGAUUCAUCAUGAUAUUCCUUCGGUGCCUGAUGAUCAUUUGGAGUCUAAAGCUUUCAGGGGAAAUGGAACAAUUACUGAGAUCGAUUUAAAUCAUCCAACUAAUGUAUUGCUGCAAAAUGUACAAGAGCGAGGUGGAUCACCUGAUAUCUCUACUAAAGAUGAUUUUAGACCUGGCUUUAACCUUAAGGUUGAUGCUAAUAAAAUUGAAGUACCCGUAAUACCCAAGGCAAUUAAUCAAGAGACUGGAGUUUUUACUGGAAGAGAACAACUGCCUGCAUCUAACUCAAUUAAACAUUCUAAUUCACGUGGAAGAGGUGUGAGGCCUGAUACUUCAAAACUGAGCACCCUGUCAAGUGUUCAACAUUCUGACAACCAAUUUUCUUCAGGUACCAAUGCAGUUGAUGAGAAUGAGCCUAUAAAAACUGAUACUUUACCUCUACGUGGAAUUGGAAGGCAAGAAAAUAGGGUACAAGUUCUCUCUAGAAUCAGUGCUUCACAACUAGGAGUAAAUGCAAAUGAAGGCAAUGAUGGUAUCUCUGAUGCACUUGAUAGUCAAUUACAUGUAAUAAAUUCUACAUUUGAUUCUCAUUCAACAUCAUUUGAUGGCAUUUCAACAACAGAAACAAAGGAUUUUUCUCAAGACAAUAUAUCCCCUUUGUAUAAUAAAGAAGAACCAAGUAAUAUAUCCAUUAUCAACAAUUACAGUACAACAUCAGAUUCACAUAUUGCAGUUAGCAGCACUGAGUCACCAGUAAAUGGUACAAUAUUAACACAGCUCAGAGCCACAGCAAGGUCUCGUGUUGCUUUACAGAGGGAUAACACAUUAGAUGCACCACUUGUUGAAAACACAGAAGCACAAGUUCUUAGCCUGAACAAUAGUCAGUCAUCAGUAAUUCAGUCAACUGAAGACAGACUUAUUUCUUCACCAGGGACUUUCUUGAAACAAACUGAUGUAUCACCUAAUUUAGCAUCACGGCGCAGAACAAGAGUAAAAAUUGCUAGUGCAUCCCAAAGGCAAACAACAUUACAAUCAUCAGUUUUUCAGAACACAGCACAUCAGGGGGAGAACACAUCAGAAUUGUCACUUAAUGAAAAUGCAAAUAACUUUAGCACAAUCUCAGUCAACAAUCUUCAAUCACAGACAACUCAACAAACUGCAGAAAUAGUAACUUUACAUCAAGGGGAGACCAAAUCACAAUUGUCACUUGAUGAAAAUGAAGAACACUUUAGUACAAGUUCAGACAACAAUCUCCAAUCCCAGACAAAUCAACCAACUGCAGAAACAGUAACUUUACAUCAGGGGGAGACCACAUCACAAUUGUCACUGGAUGAAAAGGCAGAACGCUUCAGCACAAUUUCUCUCAACAAUCUUCAAUCACAGACAAUUCAACCAGCUGCAGAAAUAGUAACUUUACAUCUGGGGGAGACCACAUCACAAUUGUCACCUGAUGAAAAUGAAGAACACCUUAGCACAAGUCUAGUCAACAGUCGUCAAUCACAGACAACUCAACCAAUGACAGAAACAGUAACUUUACAGGAUAAUUUUCCCAUAACAAAGGAUCUCCGAACACAUGCUGACAUUUCAUCUAGGACAGAUUCAAUUACCGAUGCUAUCAAUAUACCUAAGCUAAAAACAACAGAACAUCACAGUGACACAUUUCAAGUAGCUACUGAAGGCAGCAUAGUAACACAGCAUUCAUUAACACCAAGUGACAAGAAAACAAAAAAGAUUGUUAUCUUACCAUUUGAAGACGUAAACCCUGAAUCUUCCCUUCCAUCUGAUAAUCAUGAUUUAGCUCCUUUACUGGAUCAGCCUUCCUUGCAAGAAUUUCAUAGACCACAAAAGCUCCCUGCCCAACAAGAAAAUGUAACUGAAAAUUUGACUUUACAUGGAAUUCAGCCAAUAAAUAAAAUAGAUAAUGAUGCCUUAAAGACAGACUUUAUGCAUGGUACUGAAUUGACACCUGGAAUGUCUGCACAUAUUGUAAUCCCUCUAGAUUUUCCUUUAGCAUCAUCUGGGGCAACUAAGUUUGGACAUGAGGAUUCAAAUUUUUCUAUUCAUUCUCAGCAAAGCAUUGAUCCUUCAUCCUCAAAUGAUGAUCUGCCUGGGACUUCUCAUUUAACGGUGUUUGGUUCUGAAGGAAAUCUUGACUCUAAAAUAGGUGUACUGCAUGAUGAAGCCUCUGAUUUAUUAGAAAAUGAUAUUCCUAUAGUGCAUGGUAAAGGACAAAAUGGAACAUUCAGCAGGCCUGGAGACAUUGGAGCUACGAUGGUUUUGGUGCAUGAUGAGUCUCCUGUUGUGCAUACGAACGACUCCGGAUCCAGCCUGCAUGAUCCCCUUUUUCCCCAGGCUGGUGUAGGUGCAGGCACACAUGGUCAUCCCAUCAACAGUGAGGAUUAUCACCUCGAUUCCAUUGGUGAUGCAGAUUCUACCCUCUCUGGUUCCCUUACCUCUUCUCAUAUAACCCAACAAAAUACAACCACUACUACUACCACUACCACAGCUACAACCAGAACACCAAUUCCUGCAUCUACCACUACACCUGUUCCCAAAACUACUACCACACAGGAGUCCAUUAACAUUACAUCCAGACCCCAGAGGAUUCGAUCACGUAUAAGGGGUCAUCCAAUCACUUUCUCCAGAGGAGCUGGUUUGAAGGUGUCUGAGAAUAAUGAAACUCUUGAUGAUCUCUCCUCAAAGCAGUCCAGUCACUCUCUAUUAGAUCAGUCUUUAAAAGCUGAUGAUAAAGAAGUUUUGAGAGAUGCACAUGAAAAAAAGGAGCAUCAAGAUAGUUCUGAUAAUUCUAGACACUUGGUCAAUCCCUCCCAGGAUAACACAACCCCUAUCCCUAUACGAAGAGUAGUGGUAAGGAAGAGGGGUGGAACCAGGAAAAAGUCAGAACAAACUGAACAGACCACCACUGGACUUGUGAGAAUCAGAACACCUACCUCUAGUUCGCCAAGACCUACAAUUCCUUCAGCCUUUAGACGUCCACGCCCUACACGCCCUGUUAGUGAUGACAUCACUGCACAGCCAGAAGCAGAUAGCUCCUCACUUCGUCUUCAGCCUGAUAACCGACGUCCUCGUCCACAGCUUGAAUCCCGCCCUCGUCCACAGCUUGAAUCCCGCCCUCGCCUUCAACAACCUCAGACACCUGAAGUACAAGAUGAAGAAAACCCAAGCGUAGAGCCUGAUUCACGUAUUUCUAAGCCUCUGAUAGUACCCCGCCCUAGACCUACCACUGUUCUGCCUCCUGUAGCUAUUGAAGAAGAAACUGUAUUGCCAACAGAGGAUGAAAUUUUCAUUGACACAACCAUCACUCCUGAAACCACAGAGAAAGUUAGUAUCAAACCUUUCACACCAAGGCCUCGCCCAAUCUCUCCAACUCGGUCUGACCUUUCAACGACCACACCAAGACCCCGUCCUACCACCCCUCAACCAGAAGAACGCACAUCAAAACCACGUCCUUCCCCUCGACCCCGUCCACCCAUUACCACUCCUCGACCCACCACAACCCGCCCACCUGCAAGAAGCCCUCGUCCAUCCCGACCUCCUGUGGUCACAAGACCUUCUCCUCAAGCUCCUCAAAGCCCCGUACCUUCCUCGAUCCUUAGUAAUGAUUAUUACGACUAUUAUUACGAGGAUCUGGAUGGUGCUCUUACUGGAACGCUUGGUCAGCUGGCAACUCUUAGUGAUAAGGCUGUUCUGAUGGCCGACGGGACAGUCACUUGCUAUGACACUGGGUACUUUGCUCAUCCAGAUUCGUGUAAGAAGUUUAUUUCCUGUUCCAAGACUGUAAGAGGUCUCGUGCGCGGAUGGGUUUACACAUGUCCCGAGCAGUUAGUCUUCGAUCCAGUCGGGGGUAUGUGUAACUGGGCCGAAGCAGUUGACUGUGCCGGCGGCACCGAAUAGUAUAGAUAGGAUGUUGUUUAUUUAGGAGAUAAGGUGAAGUUGCUGAGUUACAGAGUUAUCAGUCAUGCUAAAAGAAAUCAAGAUCGACAAACAAGAAUGGAUGCCACACAAUAUUCAUAUCCUGUUUAGUACUAACUGUGUAAAUCUGCUAAACAGAUAACUCAGGCAAUGAAGAGAGAAGGAAAGAUAGCUAUGAUGAGAAUAAUUACGGAUUAGAAAAUAAAAUUUUUGGACAUUUUUCCUUCCAAAGGAAAGGUGAAAUAAAAGGUCCUUCUUCUUUUGGUCAGACUUCUCUAAAGAUGAACGCACACAAACACGCACACACACACAC